Molecule: messenger RNA, 390 nt
Organism: Cylindrotheca closterium
Lineage: Eukaryota; Bacillariophyta; Bacillariophyceae; Bacillariales; Bacillariaceae
Source: the annotation of a GenBank genome assembly
AUGGUGAAAUUACCCAGCCAGAUUAAUCCAACGGCCUCAAACAAACUUCUCAUUGUCAAUCUAAAAUUCGAUGAACGAUUGCAGCCCACACCGCUCCAAGAAUUUCGAAAGAAGUCACCUCCUCAAAUCCCUGCGAAAUCAGUACUCAAUGUUUUAAGGGAUGGUCCGUUGUCCGCAAAAUUAUCACACGCGGUUGGCUCCGCCAAAAAUGAUGAAUUGCUGCACUUUCGGUAUGCCAGCUUUGGUCUCUUUGGCGCUGUGUAUGAAGCGUGGUUGAAUCAUUGGGCACUUCGCACCACACCUGAGGACUGGUGGUUCCCCGUGGCUUUGAAAAUCGCUAAGGCAGUUGACAAGCAGCCAAGUAUGGGCACCGUGCUGAGGAUAUCGUAG